Rhizoctonia solani is the source of this 783-nucleotide messenger RNA. RefSeq lists its product as uncharacterized. The record is from RefSeq and is a predicted model, not a curated record. The transcript has 3 exons. Bases 1 to 783 code for a protein of 260 amino acids. Lineage: Eukaryota; Fungi; Basidiomycota; Agaricomycetes; Cantharellales; Ceratobasidiaceae.
AUGGGCCAAAUCGCCGCAAUAGCGAAUCGAUUCCCAAGCAUUCGAAAGGCACUGCUCUUUGGCAAGAACGAUGCGCCGGCUCCGAUCAGUCGAAUGGAAUUUAUGUACCCCGAAUAUGAACAGCACGAUAUCAUCCUUCGAUUCCCCCGCCUCCGCGAGUUUCGUCUCAAAGGCACCAUCCGCCAACAUGUUGCCAGGUACUUUCGCACCAACAACUUUCGGCAGCUACCUCGUCUUACAUACCACGGGUGGCUUGCGUACUUACCGGAGCGAUGCGAACGCUGGGGAAAGCUCCGAAUAGGUGACGGGGGUGAUUGUAUCCGUUCGGCCGUUGCAUGCAAUCCCUCGUCUAUUUAUGGCAAACGCGACUCGUCUUUUGUUCGUUUUACAUUUCAGAGAGAUGAGAACGAGAACGACCCUGAUGCAACCGUUAACAUGAUUGGUGUGACCGGUUACGGCCGCCUUGACUUUAUUCUCGCGGUCACAUUCCCCACCGACCAAGAAAACGAAAUUGACGCCCCCACAACACACGUCCUUGCACAUAUCACCGAGGCAAAGGAUGUAGAGGGAGAUGCCGCCGAGGAAAGGAUCUCCUUCACAAAAUUUGGGCGAUCGUUCGUUCUUGACAUCACGUCUGUCAAGAACGUCGCUGGGCGCGUAUUCACACGGGCAACACGGGAGGCAGGAGAAUGGGUAAUCAUUGAUCGUAGUGGAGGAAUUUGCCGCACGGACUUCCGGGUGGACGAGCAUGACUCGGACAAUGAAGAUGGAUGGGCAAAUUAA